UAAAUAUAAACAAUCUUGAUUUGUCUCAAGAAUCGAUGAAAAUUGUACAUACUUCGCAUAAAUUUAUAUUUAUAAUGGCUAAUUUUACUGAAGACUUAUUUGAUGUUUUUGAAGAAGCAGAAGAUAUAGUAGAAGUGAUUCCAGCUCCGGUGAAACCAAGAAAUGAAGAUUUAAAUACAUCAUUUAAUGAAAAGAAAACUAAUUUAGAAAGUGGUACUAAACGAGAAUUUGAAAAUGAUUCUGAUGAAUUAGUUUCUAAAAAAUUGCGGUCUGAUCCUGUAUUGGAAGAUUUAAAUAUAGAAGAAUUAGCACCACGUAUUAAAAUACAUACAAUAGAAACAAUUGAGUCAUGUACACAUGAAGUUGCAGUUCCUCCAGAUUAUGAAUAUAUACCAUUAGAGAAUAAACAAAGCAAACCAGCAAAAGAAUACAAAUUUGUAUUAGAUCCUUUCCAAAAAGAAGCAAUCUUAUGUAUUGAAAAUAAUCAAUCUGUUUUAGUUUCUGCACAUACAUCAGCUGGUAAAACUGUUGUUGCAGAAUAUGCAAUAGCAUGUUCAUUAAGAGAUAAGCAAAGAGUCAUUUAUACAACACCUAUAAAAGCAUUAAGUAAUCAAAAGUAUAGAGAAUUUUUUGAAGAAUUUAAAGAUGUAGGUUUAGUAACUGGAGAUGUAACAAUUAAUCCAACAGCAAGUGUGCUUAUUAUGACUACUGAAAUCUUAAGAAAUAUGCUUUAUCGUGGAUCUGAGGUAAUGCGUGAAGUUGGAUGGGUAAUUUUUGAUGAAAUUCAUUAUAUGCGUGAUAAAGAAAGAGGAGUUGUAUGGGAAGAAACAUUAAUAUUAUUACCAGACAAUGUGCACUAUGUAUUUCUUUCUGCUACUAUACCUAAUGCUAGACAAUUUGUAGAAUGGGUUGCACAUUUACAUAAGCAACCAUGUCAUGUUGUUUAUACAGAUUACAGACCAACUCCUUUACAACAUUAUAUAUUUCCUGUUGGUGGAGAUGGUAUUCAUUUGGUUGUGGAUGAAAUGGGACAAUUUAAAGAAGAGAAUUUUAACAGGGCAAUGGCUUGUUUACAACAUAGUGAUGCAGCUAAAGGGGAUAGUAAAGGUCGCAAAGGUGGUAUUCGUCCAUCAAAUGCUGGACAAACAAAUAUCUUUAAAAUGGUCAAAAUGAUUAUGGAAAGAAAUUUUGCACCUGUUAUUAUAUUUAGUUUUUCCAAAAAAGAUUGUGAGAUAUAUGCCAUGCAAAUGGCUAAAUUAGAUUUGAAUACAUUAGAAGAAAAAAAGUUGGUAGAUGAAGUAUUUAAUAAUGCUAUGGAUGUUCUUAACGAAGAAGAUCGACGUUUACCACAAGUUGAAAAUGUAUUACCACUUUUAAGACGAGGAAUAGGUAUUCAUCAUGGUGGACUUUUACCUAUUCUGAAAGAAACUGUAGAAAUAUUAUUUGGUGAAGGAUUAAUAAAAGCAUUAUUUGCAACAGAAACUUUUGCUAUGGGAUUAAAUAUGCCAGCACGAACAGUUUUAUUUACAGCAUCACGAAAAUUUGAUGGUAAAGACUUUCGUUGGAUUACAUCUGGAGAAUAUAUACAAAUGUCUGGUCGAGCAGGUAGAAGAGGUUUAGAUGAAAAGGGAAUAGUAAUAUUAAUGAUAGAUGAACAAGUUAGUCCAGUUGUUGGUAAAGCAAUUGUACAAGGAAAACCAGAUCCUAUUAAUUCAGCUUUUCAUUUAACAUAUAAUAUGGUUUUAAAUCUUUUGAGAGUUGAAGAAAUUAAUCCAGAAUAUAUGCUUGAAAGAAGUUUUUAUCAAUUUCAAAAUCAAGCCUCUAUUCCAGAUUUAUAUAACAAAGUAAAGGAUUUGCAAGGUGCAUAUAAUGCAGUAACUAUUGAUAGAUAUAAUCACAUAUCUUCCUAUCAUGAUAUACGUGAACAACUUGAACAUCUUAGCACUGAAUUUAGAUGUUUCUUAACAAAACCAGAAUAUUUACUUCCAUUUUUACAACCUGGAAGAUUAGUAAAAGUAAAAAAUGAAAAUGAAAUGUUUGAUUGGGGUAUAAUUGUAAAUUUCAAAAAGAAAAAUCCUAAAAAUCCAAUAAGAGAAAAUACUGUUAUCAUUAUUGAUAUAUUACUUCACAUUUCUAAAAACUCUAGUGAAGGAUGUCCUGUACCUUGUCGAGAAGGAGAAGAAGGUGACAUGGAAGUAGUUCCUGUUAUACAUACAUUAAUUUCUCAAAUUAGUUCACUUAGAUUAUAUUAUCCAAAAGAUUUAAGACCAUCUGAUAAUAGAAAAAGCGUAUUAAAAACAAUACAAGAAGUAAAAAAAAGAUUUCCAGAUGGGCCACCAUUGUUAAAUCCUAUUACAGAUAUGCACAUUGAAGAUGAUGCUUUCAAAGAUAUCGUCAAAAAAAUUGAAGUAUUAGAAGAAAAAUUAUAUGCUCAUCCUUUACAUAAGGAUCCUAAUGUAAAUAUUCUAUAUGAACAAUUUUUACAUAAAGAAGAUUUAGGUAAUCAGCUAAAACAAGCUAAAUUAGAAUUAAAACAAGCUAAAUCAAUACUUCAAAUGGAUGAAUUAAAAUGUAGAAAACGAGUAUUGCGAAGAAUGGCCUAUUGUACAGCAUCAGAUGUUAUAGAAUUAAAAGGCAGAGUGGCUUGUGAACUUAAUGGAGCUGACGAAUUGUUAAUGACAGAAAUGAUUUUUAAUGGUUUAUUUAAUUCAUUAAGUGUACCACAAAUGGUAGCAUUAAUUAGUUGUUUUGUUUGCGAUGACAAAUCAAAUGAAAUGCCUAAGAGUACUGAAGAAUUAAGUGGUCCACUUAGACAAAUGCAAGAUUUAGCUCGAAGAAUAGCAAAAGUAUCUACAGAAGCUAAUCUAGAAUUAGAUGAAGAUACAUAUGUAGAACGAUUUAAGCCAUAUUUAAUGGAUGUUGUAUAUGCUUGGUGUAAAGGAGCUACUUUUUUACAAAUUUGUAAAAUGACAGAUAUAUUUGAAGGUUCUAUUAUAAGAUGUAUGCGUCGUUUGGAAGAAGUUCUUAGACAAUUAUGUCAAGCAGCCAAAAAUAUUGGAAAUACGGAUUUAGAAAAUAAAUUUAGUGAAGCAAUUAAACUUAUAAAACGUGACAUUGUCUUUGCUGCAUCUUUGUAUUUGUAAUAAAAAUUCUUUAAAAAAUUUAAUAUUAUUCAAAAUAUAUUUUUUUAUUACAAA
This is a messenger RNA of Apis mellifera (honey bee), 3197 nucleotides long. RefSeq names its product exosome RNA helicase MTR4 (gene Mtr4). Bases 36 to 3143 code for a protein of 1035 amino acids. Gene Ontology annotation, molecular function: ATP binding; RNA binding; RNA helicase activity. The record is from RefSeq and is a predicted model, not a curated record. Lineage: Eukaryota; Metazoa; Arthropoda; Insecta; Hymenoptera; Apidae. The transcript has 10 exons. Gene Ontology annotation, biological process: maturation of 5.8S rRNA; RNA catabolic process. Gene Ontology annotation, cellular component: nucleus.